AUUUCGGCAAAACGUCAAAAAUAGAACUUUUCCUAACUUUUGCCCGUGACCCACCGCUGCCACCCAACUGACUGGCAGAAGAUGGAGGUACCGAUGUACCACACCGCAACCUCGGCAAAAUCGAACAUCAAUGACACACCCCAGCUGCUGGACGACGUUGCACACCUCUUGACUGAUACGGCAUCGGCGGAUAUUGUCCUUGUGGUCGGCGAGGAGGAGAUCAAGUUUUACGUGCAUAGGAUUAUCCUUUUGGCAAGAUGUCAGAACUUUCAAGAUCACCAAAAAGUUGUUACGUCAGAGUCAUCACCAAGAAGUCACAAAUACAACAAAGCAAUUGUGCGAUAUCCAAACUUUGACUCCGUAUUUUUCAAAGAUGUGCUCACGUAUAUUUACACAGGGAAGAUUUCACUUGGGACAACAAACACUGAUACAUUCGAAGUGUUAAACAUCAGCAAAGUGCUGGGCCUUGCUGCUCUCAAGGAACAUUGUGAGAAUCUCGUCUCUCAGUCCCUGUGUGCUGAAAACGCUUGUGGCUAUCUCACAGCUGCUUUAAGGAAUGGAAAAACAGAUGAUAUUCUCCGAGCAGACAGUUUUGCCAACCGUUGUGUUGACUUCAUCUUAGAGAAUGCAGAGAAGUGUGUGAUGACCACUGGAUGGCUGCAGUUGACAAAAGAGGCACUGAUCAGGAUUAUCAGCACAGACACGUUUUCCCUAAAAGAGGAGGAAGUGUGGCGAGCGGUGCUGUCCUGGGCAAAGUACAACGCUGACAUUCCAUUGGAUAAACAGUCUCAAGAUUGGAAAGAGGCGGAGAAGUGUUUAUUGAAAAAGCACCUUCAAGGCAUCAUAGAACAUGUACGGCUGUUGCUUAUUGAUAGUAAAGUGUUUGCAGAAGAGAUUGAAUCUACUGGUCUCAUACCCAUGGAAGUCUCUCUUGAGAGGUAUCGCCUAGCUGCCGUCCCUGACCAGAUCCAACAAUCACGCCUCCGUCCACGGACGUCCGCUCAACUCUUCCUUGGAACGCACAUCCUGUGUAAAGGUCACCUGCCUUUCCAGAGACUGCUCAACAACUGGUACGGCGAUGCCACCCAGACGUGGCGCCUCCUAUACCGGGCCAGAAGAGAUGGCUCCACGUCCGAUUGGUUCCAUAAACUCUGCGAUGGGUACAGUACAACCUUCGUUAUUGUGAAGGGUAAAACGGGCAAUAUAUUUGGCGGAUUCAGCGAUGUUCCCUGGACAAGUCAGACUCCUCCUGCUGGAGCCUAUAAAACUUCUAACAGGUCAUUCAUCUUCAGCCUCGUGAACAAUGCUGGUAACCCACCAACGAAAUACAACAUCAAGCGACAGAAAUAUGCCGUUGUAAACCAUCGAAGUCACGGGCCAAUCUUCGGGGCUGGGGCUGACCUCUCCAUAGCGAGCAAUUGCUUGGAUGGUGAAGAGUGUUAUUCAAAUCUUCCACAUUCCUAUGACGGAGAAAAUGUGUCGAAUCUUACACUAAACGGGACACAGUAUUUUGACAUUGAGGACUAUGAGGUGUUCACUUUAAAAGAGAACAUAAUAUGAUAGACAAUGUAAACUGGGAUUGUCUUGGGUAUGGUCUGAAAACUGUUGACAGUUGGUAUCAUCAGUCUUCCAAUUUUUUAAUAAAGUUAACC
Messenger RNA from Lineus longissimus, 1652 nucleotides. RefSeq lists its product as uncharacterized. Gene Ontology annotation, molecular function: protein binding. The coding region runs from base 82 to 1560 and encodes 492 amino acids. The record is from RefSeq and is a predicted model, not a curated record. Lineage: Eukaryota; Metazoa; Nemertea; Pilidiophora; Heteronemertea; Lineidae. The transcript has 10 exons.